GAGUACUAUUUUUCUUAUUAUUGUUAUUGUUCGGUACGGGGAUUGCCAUUCGCAUGUUCACGUUUAAUAACAAAUGAUUUCGCAAGACUUGAAUACGUUUUAUUAGAGAAACAAAAAUCAUAAAUAACAUUUAAAUCAUGUCACGAUUCAGCGGUGCGCUGCAACUAACUGAUUUGGAUGACUUUAUAACUCCUUCCCAGGAAUGCAUUAAGCCCGUGACAAUUGAUAAGACGAAGUCUAAAACUGGAUCUAAAAUAACUGUACAAGCAGAUGGCUACUACGAAGAAACAGAGAGUGGCAAGCAAAAGCUUCAGAAGGUUGAGAUAACACUGCAAGAUUGCCUCGCCUGCUCCGGCUGCAUAACCUCCGCGGAAGGUGUGCUCAUUACACAGCAAAGCCAAGAAGAGCUGCUCAAGGUGUUGCGAGAAAAUGAAAGGCUCAAAGCUUCUGGCGAUAGUGACCAGGUCCGUACAGUUGUGUUUACAAUUGCCAUGCAGCCGGUGUUAAGCCUGGCCCAUCGCUAUGGCCUCAGCGUCGAGGAGGCAGCACGUCAUUUGACAGGUUAUCUGCGGCAGCUGGGCGCGGACUAUGUGGUGAGCACAAAGAUUGCUGACGAUCUGGCGUUGCUGGACUGCCGACAGAUGUUUAUUGACCGAUACCGAAACAAUGCCGAGCUCACCAUGUUGAGUUCCUCGUGUCCCGGUUGGGUGUGCUAUGCUGAGAAAACGCAUGGCAAUUUCAUAUUGCCCUAUAUUGCCCCAAGUCGUUCGCCGCAGCAGAUAAUGGGUGUGCUGGUAAAAAACAGGCUAGCCGAGUAUCUGAGUUUGCCUAGUUCUCGCUUCUAUCAUGUCACAGUUAUGCCCUGCUAUGAUAAGAAAUUGGAAGCUUCACGCGAAGAUUUCUACAGUGAGGUGAACAGCUCUAGGGAUGUGGAUUGUGUCAUUACCUCAAUUGAAGUUGAGCAAAUGCUUCAGACAGAGGAAAAAACGCUACAGCAAUUUGAACCCUCAAACAUGGAUUGGCCCUGGGGAGAUGAUUCCCCCGAGUCUAUGAUAUGGGCACACGAGUCCACCAUGUCCGGUGGCUAUGCGGAACACAUUUACAAAUAUGCCGCCAAAAAGCUGUUCAACGAAGAGACGCCCGAUGACCUCCAAUUCAAGGCGUUGCGCAAUCGAGACUUUUCUGAAAUUAGCUUGGAAAAGGAUGGAAAGGUCGUACUUAAAUUUGCCAUUGCAAAUGGCUUUCGGAAUAUACAAAAUCUAGUGCAAAAGCUAAAGCGUGGCAAGGGACCAGGCUAUCAUUUUGUUGAGGUGAUGGCCUGCCCAUCCGGAUGCAUCAAUGGUGGUGCACAGGUGCGUCCCACUGCGGGGCAACAUGUGCGCGAAUUGACCCAACAACUGGAACAGCUGUAUAAGCAACUGCCACGUUCAAAUCCUGAAGAAGACGAAACUAAAUAUAUAUAUGAAGAUUUCGUCUAUAACGCCCAAAGCCUACUGCAUACCGAAUAUCAUGCUGUGGAAAAACUCAAUACAGCUUUAAACAUUAAAUGGUAACAAACUAUUUAUUUUGACUCAUUGUAGAUAUAUUUUCU
Drosophila hydei is the source of this 1591-nucleotide messenger RNA. Its product is annotated as probable cytosolic Fe-S cluster assembly factor GI11683. Gene Ontology annotation, cellular component: cytosolic [4Fe-4S] assembly targeting complex. The coding region runs from base 138 to 1553 and encodes 471 amino acids. Gene Ontology annotation, molecular function: 4 iron, 4 sulfur cluster binding. The transcript has 4 exons. Gene Ontology annotation, biological process: iron-sulfur cluster assembly. The record is from RefSeq and is a predicted model, not a curated record. NCBI's taxonomy places the organism in Eukaryota, Metazoa, Arthropoda, Insecta, Diptera, Drosophilidae.